UCACACUCACUGACGCUGAGUGGCAUCUUCAGCACACACCAAGACGCCCUCGGACUGCUGCAGGCGAGGAUGAGGGUGUGGUCAUGGGAGCAGUUUGGGGAGACAGGUGUGGUCCUCCUCGGCUUCCUGACACUGGCCAUGUCUGUGGGAAACCUGUCCUCCAGAGGCCUGCAGGAGGAGGGCGCUGCGUCCAACAGCCUGGAGGACCAGCAGGAGGUCACCACCUACUGGUGGGGCGAGUGGGCCAAGUGGACGGCCUGCACCCGGACCUGCGGCGGGGGGGUGAUGUCCCAGGAGCGCCACUGCCUCAAACAGAGAAAGAAAGUUGCUGCUGGAAAGGACAACAUGACCUGCACAGGAACAUCCAAGAAAUACCAUCUGUGCAACACCGUAGACUGUCCCGCCUCUGGGAGGAGCUUCAGGGAGGAGCAGUGCUGGUCCUUUAACUCACAGCGUUACAGUGGGAGGAACUACCAGUGGAAACCUCUCUACCCGGAUGAUUAUGUUCAUAUCUCCAGCAACCCCUGUGACCUCCACUGCACCACGACCGACGGCCAGCGGCAGCUCAUGGUGACGGCGCGAGACGGCACUUCCUGCAAGUACAGCAGCUACCGCGGCGUGUGCGUGGACGGGACGUGUGAGCCGAUCGGAUGUGACGGGGUUCUGUUUUCCUCCAACACGCUGGAUAAGUGCGGCGUUUGCCAGGGAGACGGCAGCAGCUGCAGCAGAGUCACCGGAAACUUCCGGCGUGGAGCCACAACGCUGGGUUAUUCUUUCAUCACACAAAUCCCUGAAGGAUCCUGGGAUAUCCAGAUCAUAGAGAGGAAGAAAUCAGCCGAUGUUCUCGCUGUGACCGACCAGGCAGGAAACUUCUUCUUUAACGGCGCCUACAAGUUGGACAGUCCGCAGAACUUCCACGCCGCAGGAACCAUCUUUAAGUACCGGCGGCCCAUGGACGUUUACGAGACCGGGAUCGAGUACGUCGUCGCCAAAGGCCCCAUCGACCAGGCCAUCAAUAUCCUGGUGUGGAACCAGAACGGCCGGACGCCGUACAUCACCUACGAAUACACGGUCCUGCGGGACUCCCUGCCCCCCGUCCCGCCGCCGCCGGUCUACACCGGCUCGGAAACGUCCGCCGCCGAGGUGUCUGUGGAGGAGGACGGCCUGGCGUCGCCCAACGGCAGCGUCUACCAGCAGAAGGUUCCCGGGGGCCCGCUGGAGGCGGGCGGGGCCGACGGGCCGAAGGGCCAGGAGACCAACGAGGUGUUUGAGGAGACGACGGCCAUCGACUGCGACGAGGACGAAGCCGGGCUGCCGAAACUCACAGGGAACAGCAGCCAAACUCACGGCACCGCCAAGCCUCCCCCUGAUGAUGCCGCCCUGGACUCGGCACCGGACUCCACCAACCUGAUCUGGCGGGUUCUGCUGGACGGACGGAUGGGUCCGGACGAGCUGCUGAUCAACAUCUCCACCAACCAGCUGCUGACGGAGGGCGACGCCCUGUUCCCCCCCGAGGCGGGCCUGAGCGACCCGGAGCGGCCGGCCGGCCCGCUGGACCUCAACGACACGCUGGAGUUCGCUCUGGGCCACAAAGGCAACGACAGCGGGGACAACCAGAACCGCACGGCCCAGACCGGCGCCGGCCGCUCCAACAGAACCAGGGGGAAUCAGAGGUUCUUCCAGAAGAAUCUGAAGCUGAGCGCUGCAGACAUGUACCGCUGGAAACUUUCCUCCCAGGAGCCGUGCAGCAUGACCUGCUCCAUAGGUGUGUCCAAGUCCUUCGUCACGUGUGUUCGCUACGACGGGGUGGAGGUCCACGACAUGUACUGUGAUGCUCUGACGAGGCCAGAACCGGUCCACGACUUCUGCAUCGGCAGAGAGUGUCAGCCGAGGUGGGAGGCGAGCAGCUGGAAUAGUCUCAAACUGAGCUUCCAGUUUUGUAACUUCAGAGACCGCUGCUGGAAGAUGUUGUCUCCAGGGCUGGACAGCUCCGUCUACAGUGACCUCUGCACCAUGGCCGACCUGGAGAAAUUAUUUGCGCCUGCAGGAUCUAAAUCCUGCAUGUGGGAGGUGGCGGAGUGGGCGGAGUGUCCGGCUAAAUGCGGCCGUAAAGCUCAGGUGACGCGAGACGUCCGCUGCUCCGAUGAGACUCGACCCUGUGACCCCAUGACCCAGCCGCCAAACGUGAAGAACUGCACGGGGCCGCCCUGCGAGCGCCACUGGACCGUGUCGGAGUGGGGCCCUUGCUCCGGGUCGUGUGGCCACGGCCGGAUGGUCCGACAUGUUUACUGUAAGACCCCUGAGGGCCGCGUGGUUCCUGAACACCAGUGUUCCCUGGAGAACAAGCCUCUGGCCAUCCACCCCUGUGGAGAGAGGGACUGCGCUCCACACUGGCUGAGCCAGGACUGGGAGCGGUGCAACACGACCUGCGGCCGCGGAGUGAAGCGGCGGAUCGUCCUCUGCGCCGGCGUCAGCGGAGGAAAGUUCCAGAUGUUUGAUGAAGAGGCGUGUGGAGGCGGCGAGAAGCCAGAGGAUGAAGCUACGUGUUUCGAGAGGCCGUGCUUCAAAUGGUACACCACGCCCUGGUCCGAGUGCACAAAGACAUGCGGCGUUGGCGUGAGGAUGCGGGACGUGAAGUGCUACCAGGGCAGGGAGCUGGUCCGGGGCUGCGACCCGCUCACCAAGCCGGUAGCCAAGCAGACGUGCACAUUGCAGGCCUGCCCCACCGAGCCUCCAGAUGAGAGCUGUCAGGACCGACCCUCCACCAACUGUCUGCUGGCUCUGAAGGUGAACCUGUGCAGCCACUGGUACUACAGCAAGGCCUGCUGCCACUCCUGCCGAGCCGUUCGGCCAUGACGGACCGGGACGCCGCAACUGCAGCGUCGCUCCAGCGCUCUUCAUAAAAACACACAAACAUCUCCGCCGUUUCCCUCGUCUGGUCAAAUUUCUAUUGACCUGUUCAGCUUUUUAGUUAAAACCACCAGUGAUUAGCUUAGAUUGUUCUAAAUUAAAAAUGUAGAAUUUGGAGGGCCGUUUGUAAAGUUACAGUCAAAAAGGAACAGAAAUAAUUUGGGUUAUUUAGCCUGUAAUAAUAGAAAACAAUGGGGGUUAAUUUUACAGACAUAUUUUCAUCAGGUUUUUUCUUAAUUCAUAAAUGUCACAGAUUCAAGCUACAUAGUCAGCUAGCAAGCUAAAUACUUAAAUCCCAACUAAAUAUUUAGAUAUAUUUAGC
Molecule: messenger RNA, 3232 nt
Organism: Gambusia affinis (western mosquitofish)
Lineage: Eukaryota; Metazoa; Chordata; Actinopteri; Cyprinodontiformes; Poeciliidae
Gene: adamtsl2
Product: ADAMTS-like 2
Biological process (GO): extracellular matrix organization
Cellular component (GO): extracellular matrix
Source: RefSeq, a predicted model, not a curated record